Messenger RNA from Closterium sp. Naga37s-1, 611 nucleotides. NCBI's taxonomy places the organism in Eukaryota, Viridiplantae, Streptophyta, Zygnematophyceae, Desmidiales, Closteriaceae. The record is from the annotation of a GenBank genome assembly.
GCAACCACGCGGAGGUGGCGCGGCUGCUGCAGGAGGGCAGCGACCCCACGGAGCGGGACGGCAGGGGGCGAGUGGCGUAUGCAGUGGCGGCCAACAAGGCCACGCGGGACGCCUUCCGCCGCCACAUGGCAGCCCACGCAGAGCAGUGGGACUGGCACGCCGCUGCCGUGCCCAGCGCCCUCACUCACGAGCUCCAGGCGUCCCAGGCCGCCCGCCAGGCGGAGAAGGAAGCAAAGAAGAAGGCAAAGGAGAAGGAGAGGAGGCAGAGGAAGAAGCAGGAGGAGAGAGAGCGCAAGCAGCAAGCCCUCCACGAGAGCGCGCCACCAGCGCCAUCGCCGACACCAUCGCCUGCAGAGACAGAGGAGCAGAGGAGGGCGAGGGAGAGGGAGGAGAGGGCAGCAGCGGCAGAGAGGCGUGUGCAGCAGCUGGCCGCGGGCACCGCUGCGCCUGCCACCGCCCACCAUGCCUCCCCCGCCACCACUGCUGCAGGCAGCUGCUGCGACUCGUGUGGUGCAUCGCUGGCGGGCAGGACGCCCUUCUCCCGCCUCGCCUUCAACUACUGCACCACUGCAUGCGUGCGCGCUCACAAGACCAUCCUUGACACCCUGUAG